UGUGUGCGGUGUGUCAGUGGCGGUAAUGUUAUGGAGGUGUGCGGUACCGGCGGGCGGCCGGAGGAGAUGUGAGGCCCGCGCGGAACCGAAGCGAUUAAUCGGCGGGAGAGCGGCGGAGUUCGAGAGGCGGGGGUCCUAACACUGUUCUGAUCCGGAGGAGAACCGAACCGGACCGCGGAAAAUGGUGGUUCUGAAGAUCAGAGAGCAGCCGCCUCUGAUUAAAGCUAUCUUUAACGUUCACCCUGACGAGGUCCGCUCCCUCAUCUUUACCAAGGAGGACGUGAAUGUUCAGGAUAAUGAGAAGAGGACGCCGCUGCACGCCGCUGCGUAUUUAGGAGAUGCUGAAAUUAUAGAGCUGCUGAUUUUAUCAGGAGCAAGAGUAAAUGCCAAAGACAAUAAGUGGUUGACCCCUCUGCACCGGGCAGUGGCCUCCUGUAGUGAGGAGGCGGUGCAGGUUCUGCUGAAGCACUCGGCGGAUGUGAACGCGCGGGAUAAGAACUGGCAGACGCCGCUGCACGUAGCCGCCGCUAAUAAAGCCGUGCGCUGCGCCGAGGCUCUGGUUCCACUGCUCAGUAAUGUGAAUGUGUCGGACCGGGCGGGUCGGACCGCCCUGCACCACGCUGCCUUCAGCGGACACCUGGAGAUGGUGAGAUUAUUACUGUCCAGAGGAGCGAACAUCAACGCCUUCGAUAAGAAGGACCGGCGGGCCAUCCACUGGGCUGCGUAUAUGGGUCAUCUGGAGGUGGUGAAGGUGCUGGUGUCUCAUGGUGCGGAGGUGGUGUGUAAGGAUAAGAAGGCGUACACUCCGCUACACGCUGCUGCAUCCAGCGGGAUGAUGGGUGUAGUGAAGUACCUGCUGGACCUGGGGGUGGAUAUAAACGAGCCGAACGCGUACGGGAACACGCCGCUGCACGUGGCCUGCUAUAACGGGCAGGACGUGGUGGUGAACGAGCUGAUCGAGUCGGGAGCGAGUGUGAACCAGAUAAACGAGAAGGGCUUUGCUCCUCUGCACUUCAAUGCAGCGUCGCGGCACGGAGCGCUCUGCCUCCAGCUGCUGGUCGGGAACGGAGCCGACGUCAACAUCAAGAGUAAGGAUGGGAAGACUCCUCUGCACAUGACGGCGAUUCACGGCAGGUUCUCUCGCUCUCAGGCGCUGAUUCACUACGGUGCUGAGAUAGACUGUGAGGAUAAAAAUGGAAACACACCUCUGCACAUCGCCGCCAGAUACGGCCACGAGCUGCUCAUCAACACGCUCGUUACCAACGGAGCCGACACCUCCAGGCGAGGUGUUCAUGGCAUGUUUCCGCUGCACUUGGCCGCCCUCAGCGGAUUCUCCGUCUGCUGCCGUAAACUCCUCUCUUCCGAUUAUGAUAUAGACACUCCUGAUGAGUUGGGAAGGACGUGUGUACAUGCUGCAGCAGCCGGAGGGAAUUUAGACUGCCUCAAUCUUCUCCUGAACGGAGGAGCGGAUUUUAACAGGAAGGACAGUUUUGGCAGGACUCCUCUGCACUACGCGGCGGCGAACUGUAAUUAUCAGUGCCUGUUUGCGAUGGUGGGGUCGGGGGCGAGCGUUAACGACCUGGAUAAGAGAGGAUGCACCCCCCUGCACUACGCCGCCGCCUCCGACUCGGACGGGAAGUGUUUGGAGUAUUUACUGAGGAACGAUGCUAAUCCCGGGAUCAGAGACGUUCAGGGAUAUAACGCAGUUCACUACGCCUCUGCGUACGGACACCGCCUGUGUCUGGAGCUGAUUGCGAGUGAGACUCCUCUGGAUGUGUUAAUGGAGACGUCAGGAGCCGACGUACUGAACGACUCGGACACAUCCGCUCCCAUCAGCCCCCUGCACCUCGCCGCGUACCACGGGCACCACCAGGCUCUGGAGGUUCUGGUUCAGUCUCUGCUGGAUCUGGACGUGAGGACGGCGCAGGGACGCACGCCGCUGGAUCUGGCAGCGUUUAAAGGUCACGUGGAGUGUGUGGACGUUCUCAUCAACCAGGGAGCCUCCAUCCUCGUCAAGGACUACACCCUCAAACGCACCCCCAUCCAUGCAGCAGCAACAAACGGACACUCAGACUGUCUGCGGUUACUGAUCGGAAACACUGACCUGCAGAGUGCAGUCGACUUUCAGGACGGAAUCGGGCAGACUCCGCUGAUGCUGGCUGUGUUGAGCGGACACACCGACUGCGUUUACUCGCUGCUCAACAAAGGAGCAAACGUCGAAGCCAAAGACCAGUGGGGGCGCACCGCUCUGCACCGAGGGGCGGUGACGGGACAUGAGGAGUGUGUGGAGGCGCUGCUGCAGCACAGUGCCAGUUUCAUGGUGCGAGACUGCAGGGGGCGCUCUCCAGUUCACCUGGCGGCGGCCUGUGGGCACGUGGGGGUGCUGGGGGGUCUGCUGCAGGCGGCGCAGUGUGUGGAGACCGCCCCCGUCAUCACCGACCGCCAGGGAUACACCCCCCUACACUGGGCCUGUUAUAACGGUCAUGAUACCUGUGUGGAGGUGCUGCUGGAGCAGGAGCUGUUCCACAGGAUGGAGGGGAACACCUUCAGCCCGCUGCACUGCGCCGUAAUAAACGAUAACGAGGGAGCAGCAGAGAUGCUGAUCGAAACACUCGGUCCUGCCAUCGUCAACACUGCUGACUCUAAACACAGGACCCCGCUCCACGCUGCAGCGUUCACUGAUCAUGUGGAGUGUGUGCAGCUGCUGUUGGCUCAGGGCGCUCAGGUGAACUGUGUGGACGCUGCAGGUAAAAGUCCUCUAAUGAUGGCGGCUGAGAACGGCCAGACCAACGCUGUGGAGCUGUUAGUGAGCAGUGCUAAAGCUGAGCUGACUCUACAGGACUCCAAAAAAAACACUGCUCUACACCUCGCCUGCAGUAAGGGAAACGAGACCAGUGCCUUACUGAUCUUAGAGAAGAUCACCGACAGAAACCUCAUCAACUCCACCAACACAGCACUACAGACGCCGUUGCACGUGGCUGCCAGGAACGGGCUCACGGUUGUGGUGCAGGAGCUGCUGGCUAAAGGAGCGAGUGUGCAGGCUGUUGAUGAGAAUGGUCACACCCCCGCCCUCGCCUGCGCCCCCAAUAAAGACGUGGCGGACUGCCUGGCACUCAUCCUGGCCACCAUGAUGCCCGUGGGCCCCAGUCCCAGUUUGAGCUUCAGCUCCAUCAACCACUACAGUCCAGUGAAGAGCCUGAGCUUCAGCAGCCUCCACCCAAACUCCUCCUCCUACUGCAGCUUCAACAGCAUCCGCCCCCAAAACCACGCCUUCUACAGAGAGGAGGAGCUCAACGACUCCGACUCAGAGACCUACUGACACACUCAACCACAGACAGACCUACUGACCCACAGACAGACCUACAGACCCACUGACAGACCCACUGACAGACCCACUGACAGACCCACUGACAGACCCACUGACAGACCCACUGACAGACCCACAGACAGACCCACAGACAGACCCACAGACAGACCCACAGACAGAUCUACUGACAGAUCUACUGACAGACCUACUGACCCACAAACAGACCUACAGACAGACACACUGUCAUAAUCACCCUGAGGCAGCCUGGCCCAGCAGCCGGUCACUGCACAGAGCCUUAAGACCAACAUUACACAAUCACACACACACACACUACACACACACACACACUACACCCUCUAUACACACACACACACACACACACACACUAUGGGCACAGCAAGCUGGGACCAAACACGUUCUCCUGUACAUCUUUAUAGCUGGAUUCUAAAGACUUGAUGAUGAUGAUGAUGAUGAUGAUGAUGAUGAUGAUGAAGACAGUGGGGUAGAGGCUGAUCCAGAUUGUUCUCAGAGGUCUGAAUAUUUACGCACAUUUAAUUCCGUAAAUUUGGUAAUUUACAUACGGGGAGAGUUUAAACAGAGACAGAUUAUAUUAUAUAUAUAUUUUUAAAAGUGAGAUUUUAAUACAGCGCCCUCUACUGGAACACAAUAGAUCCUAUUUUCAAACCACAGGCUGGAAACAGACAUCAGCAUCGUAACUCGAGCAGCAGUGCAGCCUGUCCUCUCUUUCAGAAUAAAUUAUUCUUUUAUCUGUUUAUAUUUAUUUUAGUUUCUAUAUUUCAUCAUUUGUGCCUUCAUGAUCUGCUGUGUCUGCAGGAGGAGGACAUUAAUAAAAACACAGAAACUGAAGCGUCACAUCAGCACUGAGGGAACUGAAGGACAGCAGCUGAUUAUUUUUAUGGUGAAAUAUGAUUAUUAAACCUUCUUUUUCUCCAGCUCUUAUUAUUAUAAUGUAGUUUUUUUGGUUGCCUGAUCUGUUGAAAGUCCUCGCUCUGUCAUAAAUGAAUGUUUGUCUCUUUGAUUUUUUGAUUGAUUUAAAACUGGAAUUCUGUUUGUUUGGUUUUGUCUGGAUGAAAGGAGUUCGCUUUCCCGUCUUUCAGCACCAGAGAUUCCUGUUUAUUUUAUUGGUUGAAUGAAUAAAGAUAUGAAUUGUAUCAACAAA
Molecule: messenger RNA, 4487 nt
Organism: Astyanax mexicanus (Mexican tetra)
Lineage: Eukaryota; Metazoa; Chordata; Actinopteri; Characiformes; Acestrorhamphidae
Gene: ankrd28b
Product: ankyrin repeat domain 28b
Exons: 29
Coding region: 182-3319 (1045 amino acids)
Cellular component (GO): cytoplasm; nucleus
Molecular function (GO): protein binding
Source: RefSeq, a predicted model, not a curated record